Molecule: messenger RNA, 3351 nt
Organism: Mauremys mutica (yellowpond turtle)
Lineage: Eukaryota; Metazoa; Chordata; Testudines; Geoemydidae
Product: apolipoprotein L2-like
Exons: 5
Coding region: 1063-2031 (322 amino acids)
Biological process (GO): lipid transport; lipoprotein metabolic process
Cellular component (GO): extracellular region; membrane
Molecular function (GO): lipid binding
Source: RefSeq, a predicted model, not a curated record
CAGCUUUCUUCUGAGCAGUGACGGACGACUUCCUUCCCUCGCCUGUGCUGGACUCUAGAAGGAUUAGAGAGCCGUCUGCUGGCUGAAUGUUGAACUCGGUGGUAAGAGCACACCCUGGGUGUCAGUGGAGAGGGAAAGCCAUACAAAUCGUGACAUAGACAAACAAGUGGCAGCCCGAGAGGUAAGUGCAAUGGGAUUUCAUUUGAACUAUUGAUUUAGAUCUUCUAUCUUUAUCAAGCAAGGUGCUACUGUACUGUUUUGCCUCCUGCUGGCAAACAUAACACACUGGAGCUGGAAUUCUUAGUAAAACCUGAACUAUUUACUAUAGAAAACCUACGGCGGACUGUUUCUGAUGGUCACAGCAACCAGAUUCACUUUGCUUUCCUUCUCUUAAAUGGUCGUCCUACUGUAGUGCUGUUCUUAAUAUUAACUUUACCUUCCUUACUACGAUGUGCUCUUGAAUCCAACCCACAUCGUUACCCGGACACACUUACAAGGCUCUGAACAUGAGCUGUUAAAUUAAAUUACUGAGUCCAAGACAACUAGCCGCCCAGAGCACUUUAAAUGACCAGUUUUUAAAUUAAGGGAACAAAGAAAUUACAGAUGAAAAAGAUCUACCAAGAUAAUCGAGUCCACUCCUCUCUCGUGCCCUGCUAGCACAAGAUUGUUCCUCGUGAUAUAUUUUCUAGUGCUUCAUCUAGCAUCUACAGAUAAGAGUCCCAGCCAGAAAUGUGAUCGGUUUUAUUUCUACUGCAAAGAAGAUCCUGCGGAGCGCUGACGAUUUAUGAGUGUUCUGCCUUCUACACACUGAGAACAGCCUUAUGUUUCAGUCAAAUGGCAUUUCAGGCUGACAUCUGCCAGAUUAAGGCAAAAUAACAAACUAACUGAAAGACAAGGUAACAUCUUUUAUUGGGUCAACUUCCGCUGGUGAAAAAGACAAGCUCUGCCUCAGGUCUUGGAAAGGCAUUCAGGGGACUAGACUCUGAGUCAUUCCACACAGCCACAUCGGUCUCCUCUUGAGUCACCUUUAACAAGAUACUCCUGAAGGGUUCAACAGAGAAGAUGCAGAGGGUAUUUUCCUCCAGGAUGUCUUCAGGAGCAUCCAGUAUUUCUGAAGAAAAUCUCGAUGACGACCUUGAAAUAUCAAAGCAUCUGAGGAGGAUACUGAUGGACAAGUUUGUCACUGACUGGAAUGCUGACGAUUUCAUGGUCAGACAGGCCUUGCUUUAUCUUAAGAGGAAUAGAGAAAGUAUCCGUGACUUUCUGAAGCAGUUUCCUGAGCAAAGAAAGAAGGUGGAAAGCUGCAUACGAUGCCUUGAGGAAAUGGUAGACAACGUGGAUGAAGUCCAUAAGAAAUGCACCACAAUAAGUGCUGCAGCAAACACCAUGGGUCUUAUUUCAGGCUUUUUUAAUCUAGUAAAACGUGGUGGCCGUCUCUGUCUUGGUUUGGAGGUAUUCGGUGAUGUUGCAAAUAUUUCCAGAGUUAUAUACAAAAUUCAUAACUCUAAGAUAAAGGAUAAAGUUGGGGAGUUGCUACAGCAAUAUGAAAACAGCCUGAAUUAUCUGAAAAUUUCUAAUGAAGAGGAUUGUGGAUUAGAAGGUUUUCAGAAGUCUGAGGCCUUGGGCAACCAAAUGAUGGAUGAUUUCAUUUCUGCUGCUGGUUCAGCUCAAGGAUUAUAUAGAAACAUUAGAGAGUUAAACAAAUCAACUCAACAAAAAGCUAACCCUAGUUCAGGGUCAGAAGGAAGGAGCAGCACUAACACAACUAGACAGCGCAAGGCAAAGGAAAGUGACUCAUCUGAAACACCACCUGCUGCGUCCAAAGGAAACUGGCAGGAUAUAGUAAUAGCAACACCAGCCAUCAUAAACAAAGCCUGUGUGGUUAAGGAAGACUUCACACAUUUAGCUGAGGGAGGUAAGGGAGAGACUGGAGCUGAAAUAAGAAAAAUAGCUGAGAAGCUGAAGCUGAAACUUGAGGCGAUCAGUUUGCUGUAUACAGUGUAUAUGGAGUUGAUAGACAGGGCAAAUUAGCAAACUUUUAAGUAUAAAUAUAGUGUUCAUGGCAUACACACAGGGAAGUUAGAUAAAAACAAAUACUCUUGCUAGAAGGCUGCAACAGAACACAACAUAACAUUCCCUUUACUUAGGGAAUGUUUACACUGAAAAGUUACAUCAGCAUAGCUACAUCCCUCAGGAGUGGGAAAAAUCCACCCCCCCAAGAGACAGAGUUAAGUCAACAUAACCCCCAGUGGAGCCGGCGCUAGGUUGAUGGAAGAAUACUCUUGGGGAGGUGGAUUAACUGCAGCGAUGGGAGAACCCCUCCUACGACUCCUAGUGAGUGUCUACAGUGAAGCUGUGCAACUGUGCUGCAGUUGUGUAGGGUUAGUCUUAGAAUUAGGGCAUUUAAAGCCAGAAGGCGCCACUAGAUCAUCCAGUCUGACCUCCUGUUAGGGUGACCAGAUGUCCCAAUUUUAUAGGGACAGUCCUGAUUUUUGGGUCUUUUUCUUAUAUAGGCUCCUAUUACUCCCCACCCCCUGUCCUGAUUUUUCACAUUUGCUGUCUGGUGACCCUACCUCCUGUAUAGCUAGGGCCCUUCGUUUUCAGUGUUUAUUUUCCCAGGAAUUUAUCAGUGUUUAUUACCCUAACAACAAAAACAGGUGAAAAUCAGUGCAAAAGACGAUUUAUUCAUCAUUUUACUGGGUAAAUAGUGGGGUUUAUUUUGGUGGAUGGAAAGACGGGGGGUCAGGGGGAGAAGUAUUCUGUAGAUUAAUGCUUUGAAUUCCGUUAACCAAUGUGGGUUUGCUGCAGAACUAAAACAGAACUCAAAACACAACGCCACCUCUGAGUUUAAGAAAACAAUAUAUCUCUAAUCCCCAAAUAAAACUUUUUAUUUGAAUAAACAGUUGACUGUACUAGACUUAGAACUGCUAGCCUAUAAAUAAUUUACAUUUAAUAAUUGCGCCACACCAUUUGCAGCGCAUACACUCAACUUCAUCCUUUUCUCCUGUUUUUGUUUUUUUUUAAACUUUUGAAUACUUGUGUGCUGAAACGUAUUCUGAGACAGAUUUUCAUUUUCUUCCCAUUUUAGUGUGUCAGAUCUUUAAACCGUUAUCUGCUAACAGCUUGAAACGUGUACGUGGUGGACGUGAGAUUCAUCAGUAUGUUCAGACGUGCAUGAACUUCAGAGCUUGCGUGCCUGCCUGUUUGUGUAUUGUGUGUAUCUUCUAGACUAAUACAUAGCCUUACUUCAACAGGCAGCUUUGCAUAUACACACAUACUAAUGUACUAUCGUAAUACAUGUAUCUCAUGCAAUGUAUUGUAUUUUCCUAAUAAAAGAAGUUAUUUUUUAUA